Penicillium daleae is the source of this 2181-nucleotide messenger RNA. Its product is annotated as Zn(II)2Cys6 transcription factor. The coding region runs from base 1 to 2181 and encodes 726 amino acids. Gene Ontology annotation, biological process: DNA-templated transcription; regulation of DNA-templated transcription. The record is from RefSeq and is a predicted model, not a curated record. Lineage: Eukaryota; Fungi; Ascomycota; Eurotiomycetes; Eurotiales; Aspergillaceae. Gene Ontology annotation, molecular function: DNA binding; DNA-binding transcription factor activity, RNA polymerase II-specific; carboxy-lyase activity. The transcript has 5 exons.
AUGCCGACGUAUCCCAUCCGCCGCCGCCCGCGCGAGUGCAAGACCUGUCUAUCCUGUCGCGCUAGCAAAGUCCGCUGCGACCGCAACGUGCCCUGUAGCAAUUGUGUCAAACGCAACUUCCCCUGUUCCUACGGUCGCCCGUCCGCUGCUGCUAAACUCCCCGUACCUGUCUCCGCCAGCACUGCUUCCUCCGCGUUGCUGCAGCCCUCCUUAUCCUCGCUCGAUAUUUCGCCGUCCUACGAUGCGUCUGCGCCGCCACCUCCUCCCCCUCUGCGCGAUGGUUCCUACAUCCGCGACCAGUCUUUCCCCGCCAGCGACGACCCUGACCUCCCGGAGAUAAUCGACAUCUCGCAGGAAGAAUGGGACGAGAUCAAUACUAAGAUGGUUGCUAUGGAGCAGAUACUGGGCAGCUUGCACUCCAUGUUCAAUUCACAUUCGUCUCGGAAACGCCCCGAGGCAACGACGACAGCGUCGGAACGAAAGAGUUCCACCCGAUCGGAGGGCGUGUACGGGUCCAACGUGUUGAGGACCGGCGCUGUCCAUCUCGGGUCCCGGUCGGCCCUCGUCGAUAUUCUGGAUAAAUCCAAGGGUUCUGAGGAUACGGCGCAGGCGCUGCCUCAGGAGGAUCUGCUGGCGGAACUCGCGCUGGGCAACGAGUCGGCCGCUUACCCGUUUGUCGACCUGUGGUCCUCCGAUCCUUUCACGUUCCAUAUUGCUGGGGUGUGUGCGGUGCUCCCGGACGACGAGCAGUGUAAACGAUUUCUGAGCUUCUAUAAAGAUAUCGGUGCGGUAUUGUAUCCAGUCCUCCCCGACCUCGAUGAGGUAGAUCGGAAAACGAAUCGGUUACUCGAGGGGAGACGGCGGGCGGGAGGUGUCUAUAAACCAGAUGCGAAUGGGUUAGUCAAGCCGUUUGGUAUGGACUUGCCCUUUCUCAGUUUGCUUUUUGCGGUGCUGGCCUCGGGCUGUCAAUUGUCCGAUCUGCCGAGUGCCGAUCGUGAAUUGACUUCAUGGAUAUACGUAUCUUGUGCGUAUCAAUGUCUGCGGAUGUUGAACUAUGUUUCGCAACCGACGGUAGAGGUCAUUCAAAUCCUACUUAUAAUCAGCAAUGUCCUUUCAUAUAAUAUGAAUGCGGGUGCCUCUUAUACAUUACUUGGCAUGACGGAGCGCAUGUGUCUCGUUCUCGGGCUUCAUGUUGAAUCGACUGGAUUCAAACUUCAGGAGCAGGCCAACCGAAGGCGCGUAUGGUGGACCAUGGCCUUCCAAAAUAGCCAUUUCUCACUUGCCUAUGACAGACCAUCCAUCACCAUGGUCAGCCAACCUGAAAUCCCUUUUGAUCGUAAAUCCAUGCCGGGGCAUCGGACAUACUUUGAGACCCUGUGUCGAGUGGUCUCGCUGGCACUGGAAGUGCUGCGAUCCCGCAUGUACCCUGAAAGCCAGGAGCCUCGGUACCACGAGAUUCGCGAGUACAAGCAGCGGAUCCAGCGCAUGAUGGCAGAGGCUACGCCGCACCUGCGAUAUCGUGAGCAAUGCCGGUCGCUCGCGGAGCAUAUAGAGCGCACGGAGCUGCGUUUGCAUUCCUCGUAUCUUCUCUCGGUGAUAUGCCGAGUGUCCUUAGACCGACAUGCACACCUUGACGAGCAGCGCCGAGCUCUGAUUCGCGAAGACUGCAUCACCAGUCUGAUUAACACCAUUGACUCCUUUGUCGAGCUGCACGAGAUCAAUUCACAUUGUUCCCGAUCAUGGAUCAGUCUGCAGCGAUCCGUCGCAUCCGCUUUCUUGCUGGUCGCUAAUGACGACAGUCCCCAGACCUGGGAACUAAUUGACCGGUUGGAAAAGGUCCUGGCUGAUCACGUCUAUGCAGACGGAGAUGCCGAACACAAUAAUCGCACCGACUCAGCCAAGCACCUGUCCUCGUCGCUUCGCGCCCUUCGUGAGAUUCGCGAGACUUUCCGCACGCGCAAACCAGCGCCUUCUGUGCCUGUUUCUGGAUCGACAACGUACUCGCCGAUGAUCUUGCCGUCGGCGCCCCCGAUAGACAGUAGCCCGAGCCUGCCGCCUAACAUGGUCACUGCUGGUGGCCCAGGGUUACCCAUGGAGGAUUCGAAUAUGCGCAAUAUAUUGGGCCGGGUGUCGGACGUCAUGCUGUUCCCCAGUAUGAGCGGGACGAGCCCGGGUGUAUGA